This is a messenger RNA of Cladocopium goreaui, 1773 nucleotides long. The record is from the annotation of a GenBank genome assembly. Lineage: Eukaryota; Dinophyceae; Suessiales; Symbiodiniaceae.
AUGUUGCACUGGAAGCUGUUCGUUUUGGCCUUUCAUGUUCACAUCGCUGCAGGUGAAAACCACCGAGUAAAGACAGCGAAGGAGAACUGUCUGCUGCAGAAGGCUGGUAGCGGCGUGCAGUUAUCAAGAUCCAAGUCCGUUCCAGAUGGCAUGAUGAGGGUGAAGAAAGCAAUCUUCGAAAAUCGAUGCGAGCACCCUGUGUAUCUUUAUGGUUACCAAGAUUCAGAUCCGACUUAUGUCAAGAUAGAGCCGCGUGCUACAGAGGAAUUCGUCGAAGAGCGCGGCUUUCUUCCUUGGCGCGAGCAACGGAUCACCUUGUCCUAUGGCAUUUUCUUUGAUGGUCUUCUCAGGCCAACCAACCUAGACGCGGCAGUCAUCGAGCUGAACGCAGAUUACUUGAGUUGGGUUGUGCCCAAAAGCCACAUCAGUUUUCUGGGACAGCUGGGAUUCAGCAAUUUGAACCUGGAACUGGCCUUGUGGCUAGAUCGAAUCAAUGGUACUUUGGCUGUGGAAACACCAGCGAAUCCUGCAUGCUUUUCACGGGCGAAGACGGCAUUCAACGUUUCGGAGUGUAACUUCUCUGACGGCAGCGCUAAGGUGAUUUCACGCACUUGGGGCGAAUUGUGCAUGCCAGUGUGCCCUGAUACCGGGGAGGCAAGCGAAGCGCCAUGUGAAACAAGUUGCUUUGUGGAACCAGGUGUUCCUUUGAAGUACCCGGAGUAUAUUUCACAUCGCUCUUUGGCCUGGAAACAGGGGCAGUGGAUGCCAAGCCCUGCGACUGUUGACCAGUUUGUGAGGGAAGGUGGUCAGCAAUGGUCUGCCACCUUUGAAUGCUGGGACUUCCAAACUGGCCCCGAGGGUUUCCCCAUUUGCGAUGGCUAUGAUCCAAAGAGUUUGCCAGACGAGUUAGGAGUUUGGCAGGUCGUGUCAUGUCCAGAUGGUGAGAUUGAUCCUCCUCCAGUCCCGAACUACAGCGGCGGGAUCCAAACUACAUGUCAGAAUUUAAGUGAUACGUGCAUGGAAGAUCUGAAAUGGGCGAUGCAAGUUGGAAUCUUUCAAGAACCUGCGUGGUACCCUGGGCUUUCUCACAACUCUUCCGCUGAUGAGUUUCAGGCAUUGCUCCAUACAGUGCUGGGAAGUUGCCCACCACCCUGCACCAAUGAACCUCAUUUUCAGGCAGUGGAUGGUGCCAUAGGCCGAGUGUGUCGGGGCCUCACCCCCACUGACAACGCCAAUAUCUAUUUCACCGUUCGAGUGGCAAACUCCACGGAUCAAUGCAAGCAGCUUUGCCGCGACUAUCCUGGAUGUAAAGGCAUCGAAUUUGCCAUCGCCUCUGGGCGUUGUGAAAUCUGGCUUCGCGAGGGUGGAAUUCUUGCUAGCAACUCAAUGGAUGGUUUCGAGUGCUGGCGAUAUGUGGAUCCCAGUGCUGGCUCCACUCUUCCGAACAUCACGACCACCUUGAUGCCGCAUCGACUGAUGUAUUUUGAAGGGCUUGAUGGUGGCCCGACACAAGAUAGGGUGUGUCGAGGUGGCACCAUCUACGACAAUCGUGCUGAGUAUUUUUCUGUGUAUUGGACAUCAACACUGGAGGGCUGCAAAUCACAAUGUGUGGAAAUAUCCGACUGCAAAGGGAUCGAGUACGCCUCUUCCUUUGGACGCUGCGAAGUCUGGACACGCGCCGAGGGGAUCCAGGCGGUGAAAGUUUCGCCUGAUAGCGAAUGUUGGAUUUACGCUCCGCCUGGCACGGGCGUUGGAACUAUUGACGCGUGGUGA